Molecule: messenger RNA, 2168 nt
Organism: Myripristis murdjan (pinecone soldierfish)
Lineage: Eukaryota; Metazoa; Chordata; Actinopteri; Holocentriformes; Holocentridae
Gene: usp12a
Product: ubiquitin specific peptidase 12a
Exons: 9
Coding region: 241-1359 (372 amino acids)
Biological process (GO): protein deubiquitination
Cellular component (GO): nucleus; cytosol
Molecular function (GO): cysteine-type deubiquitinase activity
Source: RefSeq, a predicted model, not a curated record
UUUUUUAAAAAAUCCUCUCAAAACAAAAACAAACAUCUCUCAUAGUAAACAAACAUAUAUUAUGGUUUAAGCGAAGGCGGAAGUACGCAAGACUGAACCCUCUCGCUCGGCAGACAGCGUCUCGAGGACAAGACGAAGGACCUUCCGUCGCGAGCUGAGCCGAGCAGCGCUGCGUGCACUCACGAGGGAGCCCCGUCCUCGCCUACGCGCGGCGAUUGGCUGGAAGAUGGCGCUAGCCGAAUGGAAAUCCUAAUGACAGUCUCUAAAUUUGCCUCUUUUUGUACCAUGGGCGCCAAUGCCUCUGCUCUGGAGAAAGAGAUUGGCUCUGAGCAGUUUCCCGUCAAUGAGCACUAUUUCGGCCUGGUUAAUUUCGGGAACACCUGCUACUGCAAUUCGGUGCUGCAGGCUCUGUACUUCUGUCGACCGUUCCGGGAGAAGAUCUUGGCGUACCGCAGUCAGCCACGUCGGAAGGAGAACCUCCUCACCUGCCUGGCUGACCUCUUCCACAGUAUUGCCAACCAGAAGAGGAAAGUGGGCGUCAUACCGCCCAAGAAGUUUAUCACACGACUACGCAAAGAGAAUGAGCUGUUUGACAACUACAUGCAGCAGGAUGCUCACGAGUUCCUGAACUACCUGCUCAACACCAUCGCUGAUCUGCUGCAGGAGGAGAGGAAGCAGGACAAGACCAACGGCCGCCUGGCCAAUGGCACACUGGACUCCCAGAACAACAACAGCAACGCUACGCCUGCUCCCACUUGGGUCCACGAAAUCUUCCAGGGCACUCUGACCAAUGAGACGCGCUGCCUCACCUGUGAAACAAUAAGCAGCAAAGACGAGGACUUUCUGGACCUUUCCGUGGAUGUUGAACAGAAUACCUCCAUCACACACUGCCUCAGAGGCUUCAGUAACACAGAGACUCUGUGCAGUGAGUACAAAUACUACUGUGAAGAAUGUAGAAGCAAGCAGGAGGCACACAAAAGGAUGCGUGUAAAGAAGCUGCCGAUGAUCCUGGCACUGCACCUGAAGCGCUUUAAGUACAUGGAGCAGCUGCAGCGCUACACCAAGCUGUCCUAUCGUGUUGUCUUCCCCCUGGAGCUCCGCCUCUUCAACACCUCCGGAGAUGCCACCAAUCCUGAGAGGCUCUAUGACCUGGUUGCUGUGGUGGUGCAUUGUGGGAGUGGUCCUAACAGGGGUCACUACAUUGCCAUUGUGAAGAGUCAUGACUUCUGGUUGCUGUUUGACGAUGAUAUUGUAGAGAAAAUUGAUGCCCAGGCCAUAGAAGAAUUCUACGGUCUCACCUCUGAAAUCUCCAAGAACUCUGAGUCAGGCUACAUCCUCUUUUACCAGUCCAGAGACUAAAUGAGGAGCAGAGCAGCUUCAUGCAGCGACCAGGAAAAAAGCUGUGUUCCCUGUCUGUGGGGAGUAGUGGACCAUAAAUGCACCACAACAGCCUGCGUGGUGUCAUACCUGCCUGCACAGCUGUAAUUAAUACCUGUGCUUUUACGCGCACAGUACUGCAGCUCAGCCGUGGACAGUUCCCCUAAGCACCAGCUGCUCCUCCUGGCCAUGUCCCUCCUGCCCCCCACUCCCACCCCCCCUCCUUUUUUUUCUGGCUGGGUGCUGCCACCGCUGCUGCUGCUGCAGGGACAAUGAGCCGUGGCAAUGAUGAAUGAAAAUUGUUUUUAAAAAGACAUUGAAUGAGGGUUGUACAGAAGUUGGCUGGCUGUAUUGAGUGGCUUGCUGGUUUUUGCCUUGGGUGUGGGGUGAAUGGGUAUUUAAUAAUUCAUAUGAUGUAAUAUUGGCCUGGUGUCUUCACCCCCUCCUCACAGUGUAAUUCUGCAAUGGGAUUUACUUGGAGUGGAUCAUCUUUUGGUUUGUGGAGAGGAGAAGGAGGAGGAGGAAGAAGAUGUGGGGGUUUAUGAGUGUCUUAGAUGGGGCACACCAGGUUGUGUAUUUCUACAGUGUACAGAAUGGAAUUUGUAUAAAUAUUACUAGAAGAUAUUAUCAUUGGAAAAUGUUAGAGCUUAAGAUGUAUUAACACUAUGGUGCACUUUUGAUACCGUUUUGUAGGUGUUGGCAAGUUAAUGUGAGGGUUUGCUUGAAAAGGCCUGUUGUGAAGCGAUCAUUUUCUGUUUCAAAGAAAAAUAAAUAAAGCCAGUAAGAUUCAG